AUGUCCAUAGCAUGUUGGAUAGUUGUUUACACACCACAAAUAUGGGAGAAUUACCAGCUCAAAUCAGGUGAAGGGCUCUCGGUGACAUUUGUGGUGUUAUGGUUAUUGGGAGAUCUGACCAAUCUCGCUGGAGGUAUAAUGGCCAACGUAUUGACAACUAUGAUUUUGUUGGCUAUUUACUACGCUUUAUGCGAUUUCAUCCUUUUAUUCCAAGUAUAUUACUAUCGUCGGACUCCUCCCCCAACAAACGAUGAAACCACGCAUCUGCUCUCUGCAUCUAAUCCACCUACACAACCCAAACCACUCUUACCACCAGGAUUGGAAUACCCUUUAUUGUUAACUUUCGUCCUUGGUGCAGGUAUCUUCGCUUGGUUCUUAUCUGAUUCUCAUGAUGAGAUUGGCAUACCUGAAGGACCUGGUCGAGGUGGGGACGUUGAAUUGGAAUGGAAAUCUCAAACGUUGGGUUAUAUCAGUGCGACUUUAUAUUUGGGAAGUCGAAUUCCUCAGAUUAUUCAUAAUUUUAAGACCAGAUGCGCGGGUUUGAGUUUAGCGAUGUUUUUCUUCACUAUCACAGGGAAUAUCACCUACGCAGUCUCAAUACUAUCAGUCUCGACAGACCCUCAUUACAUCCUCGUCAACACUUCAUGGUUAGCAGGAGCUUUAUUGACUAUCGUAUUCGAUCUUUUCGUCAUGGGUCAAUUCGCCAUUUACAGCUGGCAAGAUAGACGUGAGAGAGAAACAAAGAUAUUUGCCGAAGUGGAAGAAGAGGAAGAA
This is a messenger RNA of Tremella mesenterica DSM 1558, 774 nucleotides long. RefSeq lists its product as uncharacterized. The annotation marks the transcript as partial. NCBI's taxonomy places the organism in Eukaryota, Fungi, Basidiomycota, Tremellomycetes, Tremellales, Tremellaceae. Gene Ontology annotation, cellular component: fungal-type vacuole membrane. Gene Ontology annotation, biological process: basic amino acid transmembrane export from vacuole. The transcript is spliced from 5 exons. The record is from RefSeq and is a predicted model, not a curated record.